Molecule: messenger RNA, 628 nt
Organism: Olea europaea var. sylvestris
Lineage: Eukaryota; Viridiplantae; Streptophyta; Magnoliopsida; Lamiales; Oleaceae
Product: UDP-D-apiose/UDP-D-xylose synthase 2-like
Exons: 3
Coding region: 107-613 (168 amino acids)
Source: RefSeq, a predicted model, not a curated record
UUCCCCUGUUCUCUAGUCGAUUACACGCUCAGGCGCUCACAUUCAAUUCUACAUCUAUAAUAAUCAGUAGAGAGGCGGUGAAGUUAGAAAUAAAUCAAAUCAGAAAAUGGCGACCGGGCGAGUAGAUCUAGACGGGAAUCCAAUUAAGCCAAUUACGAUAUGCAUGAUUGGAGCCGGAGGUUUCAUUGGCUCGCACCUCUGUGAGAAGCUCAUGACGGAGACGCCGCACAAGGUGCUGGCGGUGGAUGUGUACAGUGACAAGAUCAAGCACCUGUUGGAGCACUCGGGCUCGGGCUCACCACCUUGGGCCGAUCGCAUCCAGUUCCACCGACUCAACAUCAAGAACGACCCACGACUCGAAGGCCUCAUCAAGAUGGCGGAUCUUACAAUCAAUCUUGCUGCAAUUUGCACUCCAGCUGAUUACAACACGCGUCCCCUUGACACAAUUUACAGCAACUUCAUCGAUGCUCUUCCCGUGGUCAAGUACUGUUCUGAAAACAGCAAACGUCUCAUACACUUCUCUACUUGUGAAGUUUAUGGGAAAACCAUUGGGUGCUUUUUACCCAAAGCUAGUCCAUUACGGCAGGUAAGCCUUUGGCGUUUCUGGAAUUAAAAAUUCCUGCCUCUU